AAUACACUUUUCCAAGCAUCCAAACAUGAUGUUUCAAAUAAUACCUGGACCUUUCUUCUCGUAGUCCACAUGAACACCACGCUGCAGUCUGUUUCUGAGAAAACCAACUCACCUCCUUGCUGUUUUUUUUUGUCUUUUCUUCUCAAAUUCACAGUGAAAAUAGCCAAAAUCCAAAGCAGAAAAGGAAAUCAAGCUCAUUGCUUUUUCGCAGAUCUUGGCUGUUUUAAGCACUGUCCUCUCAGAGACUUAACUUCGUGCUUGUCACCGAUUCUUCUCAGUUUCCCAUUUCCAUCCUUUGAUCGCUAACAUCGCAGAUUCACAGGUGAGAAAAUUGGAGAAACAAAGAGGACAAACUCAGAGGAGAAGAUGACGGAUAAAGAUGAUGCUAUUCCACCACCGACUGGCUUCAUUUAUGAUCAAAAUAUAGGUAAAAUGGUGAAGCCGGUAAAAAAGGAAGUAGAAAAAAUGGAGGUUGAUGAACUUCCACAAGGGCUUCCUGAAGAAGGGUUCGCAGGCCACCCAGUGGGAUCAAAUGAAUGUACUGAGGAGGUGAGAGUAGCUAGGAAGGCUCUUGAAACAAGCCCUAGCUUAGAAGCGAAAAGCAAGAACUAUGAUCCUAAUUAUGUAGUUCGUGCACUUCCUCGUCAAAAGUCAAGGAAAGCUGUUAGGCCUAGCCGUGUUACUACCAUACGUCAGACAGAGGCAAUGGCAACUAGGAAGGUUCUUGAAACAGGCUCCAACUCAGGAGAUAAGGGCAAGGACUUUGAUCCAAAUUUUGCAGUUCUUGCUCUUCCUUGUCAAAACUCAAGGAAAGCUGCUGCACCUGGACGUGUUGCAGCUGAGGCUUCAUUUGUUCGAGCAAAGGAGUCUAGGUGGUGUCCUCCUCCACCUGGUGUAUACAAAAUCAACUUCCAUGGUUUCUCAUUCUCUGAAUUUGGAGAUGCUGGUAUUGGGAUAGUGGUGAGAGAUUUUAGGGGUGAUCUUAUCGCUGCUAUGUCAAGGAAAGUGAAAUACGGAAGCUUCCCACAAAGCAUUGAAGCCUUAGCAAUUUCAUUAGGAUUACGCUUUGGCCAUGAUCUUGGACUAACUCGCGUGUUCAUGGAAGGAGAUUCUGCCAAACUCGGAAGCGACCUUUGUUCCAAGACCUCCUACCCUUUGCUCAAUAAGGAAAGUAUAGAAAAGUACGAAUUUUUCAAGUUUGCAUAUGUGAAGGAGGAAGCCAACUUAGUGGCACAUAAGCUUGCUUGCUACGCAGUUCGACUUGAGGAUUUCAUUGUUUGGAUGGAAGACCCUCCUGAUUUUAUUGUGAACACUCUUGCUUUGGAUGCCGGUCCGAUUAAGAAAUAGAAGUAUGUACCUAGACAUGGUACGUUUGAGAGACAGUGAGGUUGUUAUAUAACGUGUAACAUAUGGAAAUAAAAAAGAAGAGAACAUUCCAAUGAAAAAUACAAGAAAACUAAUAAUUUUACAUGAUAUAUUUGUAUC
This is a messenger RNA of Vitis vinifera (wine grape), 1485 nucleotides long. RefSeq lists its product as uncharacterized. The record is from RefSeq and is a predicted model, not a curated record. Lineage: Eukaryota; Viridiplantae; Streptophyta; Magnoliopsida; Vitales; Vitaceae. The transcript is spliced from 6 exons. Bases 367 to 1347 code for a protein of 326 amino acids. Gene Ontology annotation, molecular function: RNA-DNA hybrid ribonuclease activity; nucleic acid binding.